Molecule: messenger RNA, 13253 nt
Organism: Nothobranchius furzeri (turquoise killifish)
Lineage: Eukaryota; Metazoa; Chordata; Actinopteri; Cyprinodontiformes; Nothobranchiidae
Gene: nfic
Product: nuclear factor I/C
Biological process (GO): regulation of transcription by RNA polymerase II
Cellular component (GO): nucleus
Molecular function (GO): RNA polymerase II cis-regulatory region sequence-specific DNA binding; DNA-binding transcription factor activity, RNA polymerase II-specific
Source: RefSeq, a predicted model, not a curated record
AAGGAGGAGCAGGACAAGGAAGGCUGCCGCGCAGCCCGAAGCGGGACGUUCCUGGUCCGGGCCGGAGUACACACGCGCAAUGACGGGGAUAAAUAAGGAACGGUAACGACCGUUAGAGCCAGAUGGACCAGCGCCGAGAUCCGCUUUAACACACCGGUGGCGGUUCAGCGUCGACAUGGAUGAGUUCCAUCCAUUCAUUGAGGCUCUGCUGCCCCAGGUUCGUGCCUUCGCCUACACGUGGUUCAAUCUCCAGGCCAGGAAGAGAAAGUACUUCAAAAAACACGAGAAGAGGAUGACAAAAGAAGAAGAGAGAGCUGUCAAAGAUGAAUUACUGGGGGAAAAGGCAGAGGUGAAACAGAAAUGGGCCAGCCGCCUUUUGGCUAAGCUAAGAAAAGACAUAAGACCUGAAUGCAGAGAGGACUUUGUCCUGUCCAUCACUGGGAAGAAGGCUGCAUGCUGUGUUCUGUCAAACCCUGACCAGAAAGGCAAAAUGAGACGCAUAGACUGCCUCAGACAAGCUGACAAGGUGUGGAGGUUGGACCUGGUGAUGGUUAUCCUUUUUAAAGGAAUUCCUCUGGAAAGCACAGAUGGAGAACGGCUGGUGAAAGGAGGCCAGUGCUCCAAUCCUGUACUCUGUGUCCAGCCACGCCAUAUUUCUGUCUCCGUCAAAGAACUCGACCUCUACCUCGCUUUCUAUGUCCAAGAGAAAGAAGCAGAGCAGAGCAGCAGUCCCAGUCAUGCUGGAGUAAUGUCUGAUCAGGACAGCAGUAGGACAGCUACCAUCGAUGGUCCAGAGUUCCAGGAGAGUUUUGUGGCCUCAGGAGUUUUUAGUGUUGCUGAACUGAUCCAGGUCUCAAGAAUUCCAGUUGUAACAGGAGUAGUGCCUGGUUUCUCUAUGGGGGAUCUGCAGGGUCACCUGGCCUAUGACCUCAACCAGUCUGUCAACCAACCAGUCAGCCUCAAGCGCUCGCUGGCCAGCACCUCAUCUAGCGGAAGCAAACGUCUUAAAUCUGGCUCCAUAGAGGAAGAUGCUGAUAGUCCAGAAGGGGAGUAUUACCACUCACCUUCAUCUCCUGCAAGCAGCUCCAGAAACUGGACUGAUGACCUAGAAGGAGGUUUGUCUCCCCCAGUUAAGAAGGUUGAGCUGGACAGCCCUUCUCCUCAGGAGGACUCACCAAGAAUCAGCUCCUUAACUCAGCACCACCGUCCAGUCAUAGCAGUGCACAGUGGCCUGUCUCUAAGUCCUCAUCCCUCAUCUCUUCACUUUUCAUCGUCUUCCUACUUCCCCCAUGGAGCUAUUCGCUAUCCUCCUCAUCUGGCGCAGGACCCCUUGAAAGAUCUGGUUUCACUAUCUUGUGAUCCUUCAAACCAGUCCCCCAGCUCACUCAACGGCAGCACUCAAGUUAAAAUGCCCGGCCAUUAUAUCUCUGCCCAGAUGUUAGCCCCUCAUGUGCCCUCCCUGACAAGCCCCCCAUCCUCGCACCUCCGACCAGCAGUUCCCACGGAAUCCAAGGCCUCUACCUCUUCGUCUGAAGGGGGAGCUAACUCCCCAACAUCACCUACAUACUCUGCUCCUGGGACCCCCCCUGCCAGUCAGUCCUCCUUCGUUGGAGUCACCCCCCGUGACCCAGGUGGACUCUACCAAGCUCAGUCGUGGUACCUGGGCAACUGAGUGAACUCUGGAGGAAAAAUGAAGGUCAUGACAGUAAUAUCCUGGAGGAAAGGAAACAAUCUUGUCAGGAUAUCACCAGAAGAAAAAUAUACUCCUCACUAUAAUUUCUAUAUGUGCUUGUAGCCAGCGGAGACCAUCUGUUGGAAGUUGGAUAAUAAUGGUUGUUACAGAUGGUCUGUGGAAACAAGCCCAAUUUCCACAUAAAACCUGUGAAUUGGCGCAGAUCUCUGGUAGAUUCUGAUGAACUGCUGAACAGAACCUCACUUCAUGACUUCAGAUCCUACAAAGCUUGAAACUCAACUGCAUCCCAAAAAUGAGGUCUGUUGCUUUUGGAUGUCAGCUUUUACUCUUGGUCAUUUGUUCUGAAUCCAGAUGAAGGCCUAUUUAAGCCCUGACCCCAGCCCCCCAGUCCCCUGAACACUUGGAAUGCCUCUCUCUGCUGCAGGUGCUGCUUAUAAUAUAUGCAAUUAAGCCUCCAUUUUUUUCUAAACUGACUAGAAAGCUAGACCCUGUUUACAUUUAAUGUUUUUUUGCAUUUUCUAGCGGUUAUUGAAUUGAGCUGAAACGGCACAUUUAAUUCUCUCUUUUCUCCUACUAAAGACUGAUUUUUGUCUUUUUUAUGGACAAUCAUGAACAUGAAACCAUUCAUCUUUAUGCACGGCUUGCAUUUUGUAAAUAUUUUUUUUCUUUUUACCAGAAAUAUGAAGUGACAGUGGAAUAUGAGCUCUUAUCAAUGGUUUUCCCAGACAUUUGAAAGAGUAAACAUACUGGAUAUGUGUUUAAUAAAACAACAUUAUAGCCAUGUCUGGUCCUCCCAGAGACACCACGUCCCCGUAAGGUAUCCCAACCUUGUAAGGUAAAGACAUGCUGAGUUAAGGAGUAGUUCAGAGGGUGAGAGGAGGUCCUUUUGAAGUGUGUUUGUGAGCAGUAAAGCAGCUGGGCACAUCUUGGCAAGAACAACAAGGGAGGCCCAUCUAGUUGAUGUUUAUACAUUUGGUAAUAUGAAUAAUUAAUCCCUGGGAUUGAGACAGUGAGAGGACGCUUUGAUGCAGUCAGUUAUUUUCCCUCACAGCCAGAUGAAACGAUGACGUCAUGCUCAUCCCCAAACAGGCUGUGUGUGUUUCAUCUGAGCGUGGUGUAAGCAGUGUGUGUGGUGUUUAGGUCAUUGACGGAGCUGUCUCUAGUCUGGUGUUGUAGGAGAACUUGUUUGCUCUCUUUUCACAGCACAUGAGAGGCUUUGAUAAUGCUGAAUAUAAUCAAUAAUGCGUUCUGAGCGCUGACUCUAGCACCUGUUUAAAGGUCUGAUUGAACCAAUGCAUCAUUUGCCCUCCAUCAUGAGGUAGAUUUGACAGCUCCGAACCAUGUGCACCUGAAGCAACAGAAGCCAUAUUUCAAACACCAUGAUGGACCUUUUUAUGGAAUAAUUAUGCAAGAUUAGCAAGCAACAGUGGCACUGUUCCCUUUUCUCCAUAUGAGCUAUAAACUGCACCUUCACAUCUCUCCUCUUAUAUGGGCCAUUCCCAUCUGUACCGGGUCGGCCCGGGCCGGGUAGCCCCAGUCGGCCCCAGCCUGGCCCGGUUGAUUCCACACAUCCUUGCCUUAAGCCCAUGUGGGCUGAUUCUACCCACCAAUCAGAGGCUUGCUCUAAUGGAAGGUGUGAGUUUGCUGUCAGCAGUGGGUGUGUUGGCCCUGGUCGGCCUGAAGCAGACCCCCUCGAGAAGAGGGCUGAGAAUUAGACUUGUGGGCCAUUCCCAUCUGUACCGGGUCGGCCCGGGCCGGGUAGCGUAGGUUGUUUACAUAUCUGGGUGGCCUGGUAUUUUUCCGGGCCAACCAAGGCUCAUUCUCAACCCUCUUCUCGAGGGAGUCUGCUUCAGGCCGACCAGGGCCGACACACCCACUGCUGACAGCAAAUUCACACCUUCCAUUAGAGCAAGCCUCUGAUUGGUGGGUAGAAUCAGCCCAUUCACACCUUCCAUUAGAGCAAGCCUCUGAUUGGUGGGUAGAAUCAGCCCACAUGGGCUUAAGACAAGGAUGUGUGGAAUCAACCGGGCCAGGCUGGGGCCGACUGGGGCUACCCGGCCCGGGCCGACCCGGUACAGAUGGGAAUGGCCCAUUGGUUGGCCCGGAAAAAUACCAGGCCACCCAGAUAUGUAAACAGCCUACGCUACCCGGCCCGGGCCGACCCGGUACAGAUGGGAAUGGCCCAUUGACUGACACAUCACACCUUAUUCUCACUUUGCUUUGAAGGAGAAAAUCCUGAGUAUAUGGACGUUUUCUUAAAGAGAAAGUUCUUUGUUGACAUAUGUUGUUUUUAUGCAGCUGUGAAACAGCCUGUAUUUGUCUCUACGUGUAAAAGAAAGCAAAACCGAUUUCAGAUUAACAGCUCAGCUGGUUAUGUUGAGUUGUAAGGGAUCAUUAAAGAGGAUCUCUGAGGUCAGCCAGAUCACCAUGACAACAGUGAUUUGACAGAUUCCUUUUCUGAUGAAAUCCAGGAAGAACAAUCAGAAAUAAACAGCAUUUCUAUGUCCUCAUAGUUCUGUCUGAUACUGGAACAAUCUAAUCAAAUAGAUGCAAAAACCCUGAAGGUUUAAAGAGUUUUUAUUGUAGGUCUUCCUUAAAGUAUACCAGAGUUUACAGUAUUACUGUCAGCCUAAAAGAUGUAUUGUGUUAUUACAGGUAAUUUAGGGCAUUUUAAAAGUUUCAACUAUAUUUUUUAACAUUAGUUGCAGGUUAAGAUCUGGCUUAUGUAAUAUUUAUGUGUGGCUAUAAACCAAGUAACAAAGUGAUGUAAACAAGAAGAAGCAGCUGUUUGGAUUGCUGGUGUACCUUAUUACCUGCUCCACUGUCAUCUUCAGGCGGAGCUCUGAUGGUUAAUUAGACGGUGUCAUUUUGAUUUUACAGUUUUGAUUCCCGACCUAAACAGCUGCAGGUAUUAACUCAUUCACUGAAACUGUUUCCUCGUUUGUUUUGACUGGGAAUGUCGUUUUUCUUAUCAGGACCUUUCUUUCCAUCCUUUCCCUCUUGUGCAGCCCACGGUUCUUCAGAAUGACAUCCCACAGUGAGCACAGAAAACAAAACACUUUAAAGACAAAAUCUUGAGAGGAGAUUGUUUGACAGCAAAAUAAAAAUGCCAAAGUGGCCCCUUUUGGCAAAAUUUUCUGCCUUUUUUUUUUGGUAAUUUUUUUAGAAGGGUAAAAUAUAACAUAUUAGAUUUCGCCCUGCGAUGGACUGGCAACCUGUCCAGGGUGUACCUCGCCUGAUUGCCCAUUGACCGCUGGAGAUAGGCACCAGCGACCCACCCCCCGCGACCUUGCGUGGACAAGCGGGUUCAGAAGAUGGAUGGAUGGAUGGAUAUUAGAUUUCUUUAGUAAUCUAUUUAAAAAGAUUUAGUAGAAUACAAUUCUUACUGCACUUAAAGAGAGAAAAAACAGGCCUUGACAUAAUGGUGCAUUUUUCAUACAAUAUAAAUGUUUAAAAAGUUGGUAAUCAGAGAUGAAAUUACAUAAAAUAUUUAUUAGAAAGGAGGUAAGGCACGAACAAAAGUGAGAUAACCAAAGCAAGUCAAGACUUUGCAGAGGAUAAAAUCGUGUUUCUGUUCCCAUCAGCUGACGGGUGGAUCAGUAAACUGCUCAGAAAUCGCUAACAUCACUUUUCUAAGUGAUUGAUGCACACAGAGGACUAUAACCCAGAGCCUCCUUUAUUAAACAGAAAGAUCCAACUUCAGGUGCAUCUUCACGCUGAACUGUGGUUGGCUCAAUAUUCACUGAGUUUUAAACUUUUCUCCAGUGUUUGCACAAAAUGGGACCAAAUAGAGAAAUCGUGUGAUGCAGCGUGAAAUUCCACCAUUAGAUGGCUUUAAACCAGGGGUGUCAAAUAUGCGGCCCGCGGGCUGGAUCUGGCCCGCAAGCGGAUUAAAUCCGGCCCCCGAGAUGGUUGUGUAAACUUUAUUUUCAUACUUUACAAUGUAGAGUGAAAAUAAACGUAUCUUUGUGAGCAACUUUUCUCUGUAAUGAGUAUAAAUAAAACAAAGCUGCGCUCAAGGCUCACACAAGAACUUGAAUCACAUCCUGAAGUUGGCCGCCACUCAGGGUGUGACUUCUGAUAUUGAUGUUCUGGUGAAAGCUAAAACAUGUAAAGUAAAAUGAGUCAAAUAUACUUUAAGUGCUGCAUGAAACUGAUCUUGCCAUGUGAUCAGUAAGCUCUUUGAAUCACUAAGGAAUGUUUUUUUUUAUUUGUUGAUUUUUUUAUUUUUUUUUUUUCAAAUUUUUCAAGUACACUUCAGGUGUUGUACUUGUGUUACACUGUCCUCAGGCUCCAGCCUUGUUUUAUAUUGAUUGUAUUAAAACAAAGAAAACAAUCUGAAGUUUUUUUUUUUUUUACCGGUCUGGCCCACUUGGGACUAGAUUUCCCUCAAUGUGGCCCCUGAGCUAAAAUGAGAUUGACACCCCUGCUUUAAACAGAAUAACUGCAUUUAAAUAAACAUUUUGUUCAAAGUAGAAUUCAGUCAUGAUAAGAGCUAAAGCCAGAUUGUACCAAGCCUUACCAGAACUUUUUGUGGAGAAGAGGGGCCUUUUCAUUUGCCCCCCUAACUCUGAAAUACACUCUUAAGUCUGUACUGAAGGCCUGUCUUUAUCUUUUAGCUUUUGGUCAGUGAACCAGUUUUUCCACCUGUCGCUCACCUAUGUGUGUUUUAUUCUACUCUGCUUUCUCCGUUCACCUUUCUUAUCUAUCAGUAUUUUUUAUGUUUAAUUCACAUUUUUAGUAUUUCACUAAUACUGUAUUUAACCUUACUUUGUCACUUUGUCUGCUCUUCUAUUCAGCCAUUUUUACCGUGGACCGUCCUUGUUUGUUUUUGAGCAUCACCUUGGUCAGCUGUGAUGCUGUUUUUAAAUGUUCUCAAUAAAUAACGUCAGUAUGGUAGUUUCUUUAAAACUGAUCCAGGCUGACAAAGUGCAGCUUGUCAGGUUGGGGUAAUUACCUCACUGCGUUCUCCUGUCGUAGUCAAAAACAGAGUAACUGAUACAGAAAUUUAAGAAUGGUACCUUUUUGAUCUCAUUUUAAAUGAGCAGUCGAUAGUUUUAUUAUUAUUAUUUAUUUAAAUAUAAAGUCACUUUUAAUGUUGUUUGGGAUUUUUGACACUGUGCAUUGUUGCAGUCAGAAUGGGCGUAGCAGGGAGGCGUUCAUGUUUAUGAUAUGUGUAAAAUACACUAUAUUUUUUAUAUACUACAUAUUUAGUCCCACAGAUACAGUAUUUGUAUUGGAUUCAGAUUCUUGAUUAUUUGAAAUUAUGCACCUGCAGCCAAGAUGCUGCAUUUGAUCUGCUUUAUUUUUGUCUGAACAUGCAUGUGAUGCAUUAUGACGGUACUUUGAGGGAAGCUUUGUUCGGAGGUCAUCGGAAACCCAACUCUUUGAACCUUUGCAGUUUUGCUGCAGAAAUCCGACCAAAUGAAUAAAGAGUAUAUAUAGCUUUAAAGCACUGACACUAGGGUCACAUGGUUCCUAAAUCGGUCUUCUUUGAACCUACUCAGCCAAUUAAAGCUGAACCACCCCCUCCUGUUCACAGGCACCUUUUCUCUCUAUCUUUAUUGGGAUGUAAAUAAAUUUUGUGCCAAUAUGGUUACAAACCACUGGGGCAAAAGAAAGUUGGCCUGAAGCUUUAGUGUUCUGUUUGGCGGUGCGCUAACUUGAAGAAUGCAUUGCUCAGCAGGAUGAUGCGCAUCUGCAUGACACCAGUGGAUAGUGGAUGGAAGGGCUGUUUUUGUUUGAACUCUCUUAAUAGCCAUGCUCUCUUGCACAACAAUUCACGAAACAUAAUGUGCCUUUUACAGCUAGAAAACAAAUUGUUUAUUGAAAAUCUAUCUGGUGUUUGCGCCUAUAAAAGCUGCAGGUGGGUUUGUUGCUAACCAGCGUUGCAGGCUAACAGAUUAAAGUUGAAGUCUGGGGGAAGUGGAAGGCUCUAAAGGAUGAAAUGGUUUCAUUUUCUUCUACAAGAGAGAAUUUGGAAGGAGGAUGUUUGUUGUUUUCUGGAUUGACUGAUUGUCUGAAGUGAGUGGUGACUGUAAGGUAAAUGUGGAACAUCAAUCACACACUUACUAGUGUGGGUGUGUGUUGUGGAUGAAGAAGGUUUGGAGCAUGGUGGAUUCUGAAAGAUAUGUUGGUGUCCUCCCUAAAUGUUCACAAGAUAAACAUUUUUUCUGACAUUCUGCAUACCUUUGUUACAUUUUUAAGUAAUGCUUGCUGUGUUAGUUGCAUGAAUAAUGAAAUAAUGCAAGCAGCAUCGUUGUCAGUAUUGCAAAAAAAAUUUUGGCUAGCAUUCAGCCAGUGAGGCCAAGCUGCUAAAAGCUAACAAUAUUUCAAACAUAUUCACUUUUAGACUUCCAGGCUUCUCCAACUCUCUGACUCCUCAGGAGUUCAUCACACAUGUGGGCAGUCUUGUCACCAGACCAAAGGCCACGCAUCCUGUUUCUACUCAGCUUGGAUUUUAACUUCAAUUUUUCUUUCAAAUACUAUUGUCAUAAUCUUCCUUGUUGAAUAAUCGCUUUAAAACACAGCAAUAUGUAUAAAAUAUUUAUAGUUUUUAACUUAAUCUUGAUUGAGAAUGAUGUUGAUUAAAUUUAUUUUAUGGGUCUUUAAAUAGUGGCUACAUCCCACAAUAAAUUGAUGAAGAAAACCGAGAAAUUGUGAUUUUAGAAGUGAAAUUGACAAUUAAUGAAUGUGGAGGAUUGAGAUUGCAACACAUUUAAAAUAGAUGCAAUAUUAGGCUCAUUAUGUAUUUCAUUAACUUCAGUUUCGUUUUGCUGUUGUACUACUCUAUAAUGUAAUUUUUCUUUAAACUCUGAAGGAAUGCUGCCGUUUCUGUGUCUGUCCUAAUAAAAUAAAAUUUUAUGGCAUAAAGAUCACACCUGAAAGUAUUUUUGGUGGGGGCAGAAAAAAGCCAUACAUGAUGGCUUUAUAUGACUCUGAAUCAGGACUUGGUAAGAGGUCAGUGAUAGAAGUCCUCUCCCCUCCAUUGUUCAGAGCGCUGAGGUGAGACAUGGGCUGUAUAAAUGUAGACGAACAGAUUAGGUCCAAAGUGAGUUGAACAGCAACACACGGUCUACUAGGUAAACCUGAUCAGGUUGGAUGUUAACUAAACAAUAAUCUAUCCAUAAAGGGAUGGGUACAUCGCCUAACAUCUGGUUAUUUUACUUAACAUCUGAGUUACAGUGGGUUGCAUCUAACAUCCUUUUACAUUGUCUUCCACCUGGUUACAUUGACAUCUAAUUGCAUCUAAACUUGGGUCACAUGACCAAACAUGUGGUUAUAUUAUCUAACAUCUGGUUACAUUGCUUAAGAUUGGGUUACAUUUUCUAAAUUCAGGUUAAAGCUUUAAAUCUCUUGUUACAUCUAAAACCUGGUUACAUAACCCCAUAUACAGCUUCAAACAUCUGGUUACAUCUUCUGUCAUCCCAUCAUCUGGUUACUCGUUAUAUUUCCUUAUAUUUGGUUAAAUUUAUUAGCAUCUGGUUACCUCAUCUAACAUCUGAUUACAUUGUAAUUAUUAUAAUGAUUUUAUUUUUUUUUAUUUUUUUUUUUGGUUAGACUCAACCAUAGUUGGAUUUCUUCAAGCCUUUCGAGCAUUAAAGGUGCAUUAUGUAAGAAUGUAGUGAGAAAAUUCCAAAAGAGUUUCUUUCUGUCAUUUUGGAAGGAAGGUUGUACUGAAACAUAUUUCAUAUCCAGCUGUGGGGAUUGUCUGUUUUUCUCCUUUCAAAACAAGGAAGGAGGGACGUAACUUCUGUUUACCAUCAGUGAGUGUGGGGGUGCCGUGUCCAACUAUUGUAAUUUGACGACGGCCGGCAAAAGCUCCAGAGUUGUUUUAUUGGUUGCAGGAACCAAAUUUUACCACAGGAUGCAAUUUUUACUUCAUUUCUACAUAAUGCACCUUCAACCCUCUGGAGGCAGGCGUUGCAGAUUAGCAACGUUAAAACCUACCUACCUGGUUACUCCACAUAUGUAUUUCAUGAGCAUUUUUUAACUCGGAAGUACCCCUGAAGGACUUAAUCCGGGCGUACACUGCGACUUUUUCACUUUUUUGAGCUGAUUUUCCACUCGUGCGAGAAUCCACGAGAUCGGGGCGAGUUUUGCGCCGAGCGUCGUGUAGUGUACAGGGGGUUACGAGAGGCGAUUAACACCACGUGACCAGCUGCCGAUCAGCAGUCGUGAGCUCGCACGGACUUCUGGCGUGUUUAAUAUUUCGCUCGUCCCUCGUGAGGGUAUCGCACUGUUGAAGCGGCGCUGCGAGCAGCUGCGACCCAAAAUGUAUCAGAACCGCUCACGGCGCAUGCGCAAUCCUGCAUCAACGCCGCUCGCCCGCUAUUUCCCUAAUAACACACGUUGUUCGUUUUUGUUUCUACAAGUUUUUUUACUCACAAGGAUUGUCAAGAAAGCGUGUUUGUCGUGUUCAUGUCAACUUAAACUGAUCACAAAACACAGAUUUACUUUCUUUAUUUCGUUUUCCUCAUCCAACCCCCAUAAAUCCCUGUGUGUCCUCCUGCAGCACUCCCGAAGGACAACAGGCAAGACAAGACAAAAAAGGCUGACGUGUUGAGUAAAAACUGCUAUUUUUAGCAUAUUUUUAGGGCCGACGUGUUGCUACCAGACGUACAGUGUGAGCAAUCAGGUCGCAACCGAGAACUGGGUCGUGCAGUGUGAGCACAUGACUCGUGAGAUCUGCCCUGCGAGGAAGUCGUACAGUUUGAGCUGAAGCUGAGGGCUACGAGUGAAAAAGUCGCACGGCGUACGCCCAGCUUUAGUUGUUCGUCCUUUUAUCAAAACUUAUUUUGGGCAAAUCUGCAACGCCUGCCUCCAGAGGGUUAAAAUAACACUGAUAAGGUCACAUUAGGGUUCAACUACAACCAGCAUUGGUUUUUUGGAAGUAUUUUGAUUUGAGUCGCUUUGUGUUUACCCCUUAUUAACAAUUGGGAUGGUGACCUGCUAAAGAACACAUACAGACCUUUGGCUCCAACAGUCCGAUCACAGCAGGAUAAUGUGAGAAAAAGGGGCAAAUGUUUGUGAAAAGGAGAACAUUAAGUACAGUUGUGUCAUGUGAUCAUUUGGAUGAACUGUGAUGUUUCAGUGGUAGAGGGGUUUGUGAUGUGUACCUGGGUCAUUUGUAUGAUUAAUACGUGGAUAGAAAUUAAAUUAAUCAGAUAAUUCCUGAAGAAUGGUGAAUUGUUAGAAUAUUGUUGAGUGUGUACACACCUGUCAUGAUCUACAUUAGAACAUCAGAGUUCCCAUUUCUGUUUUCCAUUUGCUAAUAAUUCUGAUCUUUAAUACUUCAGACUGAAAACAUUCAAACUCACCCAUUUUCCCCUGUGAUGUUUGAGUGUCUCCAUCAGACAAAACACACAUUUACUCAUGUUUUUUUUUUUACUAUCUUUUAUACUAUUUACCAGCGCGGUAGAAGGUAUGCUGCUGUAAAUAAAAGGAACGUUGCUUAGGACUUCCUGAGACCAGAACAACAUUCUUUCUCAGUUCAAUGCAAAACAGUUUUACCAACUGUAAUAUGUGCCAAGUUCCACAUUGUUCAGUAUAAUUCAAGUCACGGGAAAAUCUGUACAGCUUGGGGUUUGAUAGGAUGGUGAGUGUUUAAUAAGAACUGCUGAUUGCAUUCAAGUUGAGGAGACGCAUCAUUUAGUGCUUCCCAAGUAACAGCCACUUAGUGCUUAUAUAUCCAUAUUGUGAGGACAAGUACAUCGUGUACUUAUCUAGGUUUGGCUGAUGUAGUAGUAUAGCACAGAAAAUAAACGGCUUGCUUGUUUUUUUUUUUUUUUGUUUUGUUUUGUUUUUUGUUGUUUUCACUUACUCCCUGAAGCAAAGACAAAAACAAAUGCCCUCUUUAGUCAGGAGGCUCUAGAACCGCAGGCAGGGUAGGAUUUGUUUACUGGAUACUAUUAACGCAUAAAAUAAAUAAAAAGUUUGUUAUCAAAUAUGAACCGGUGCCCAACAGACUACGUAACAUCCAUUUGAUCAAUGAAAGGAAUUUAAAAAGUGAAACCAGCAAGCUCAGCUAAAUGCUAACAUGCUGUUCAUACAUGGGUGUGCUUAUUGAACCUGGUGGCGUUUCAAAAGCCCCAUUCCCACCUGUACCGGGUCGGCCCGGGCCGGGUAGCGUAGGUUGUUUACAUAUCUGGGUGGCCUGGAAUUUUCCCGGGCCAACCAAGGCUCAUUCUCGGCCCUCUUCCCGAGGGGUACUGCUUCAGGCCGACCAGGGCCAACACACCCACUGCUGACAAGAAAUUCACACCUUCCAUUAGAGCAAGCCUCUGAUUGGUGGGUAGAAUCAGCCCAUUCACACCUUCCAUUAGAGCAAGCCUCUGAUUGGUGGGUAGAAUCAGCCCAUUCACACCUUCCAUUAGAGCAAGCCUCUGAUUGGUGGGUAGAAUCAGCCCAUUCACACCUUCCAUUAGAGCAAGCCUCUGAUUGGUGGGUAGAAUCAGCCCAUUCACACCUUCCAUUAGAGCAAGCCUCUGAUUGGUGGGUAGAAUCAGCCCACAUGGGCUUAAGACAAGGAUGUGUGGAAUCAACCGGGCCAGGCUGGGGCCGACUGGGGCUACCCGGCCCGGGCCGACCCGGUACAGAUGGGAAUGGCCCAAAAGUGUGUGAAUUAGGGCCCUUUUGGCUUUCCAUACUUCCCCCUGCCUGGUACUCAUGUUUACUGCUACAGGUUUCUUCAGACAUCUUCUACUCAUUUUUUCUGUUUUAGCGUUUUAACAAAAAGAAGUAAAGACCAAUGUCCAAUUCUGGCCGAGCAGUGAUUUCCUGUGACUAAUGCUUUCUUGGACUGGUGCAAUGGACCAGACUUCUGUAUUAUGGUUCAGUGAUGCAUAAGCAAUCCCCUCGCUCUCUCUCUCUCUCUGAUAUCAAUAAUCAAUAGAUAAUCGGUUCAUAGAGAGAUCCUCUAGUGCCUGAAAACAAAAGACAACCUGGUGAAGUAGAAUUAUCUGUCUCGGUUUAGUUUUUUUUUCUGCAUCGGACUGUCUUAUCUCUUCCCAGAUUAGAACUACAUCAUAUGUACAACGUUGGUUUUUGUCCUUUUCUAACAGAUAAGUGUACUACAAUGUUCUGGUCCAGCAUUUCACCUUUUCCAGGGUUCCUCUAAAGAACUCUAUCAUUGUGUCAACAAAAAGAAUCAAAAACAAUAAGAUGGAGAAAACCGAUGCAUCUGUUUUUUUUUUAAACUGGACCUCUGACUUGGAAGGUUACUGAGAAAGGGCUACAGCUUUAGGCUACAACUCUUUUAAAAAUCUGAAUUUUUUUAUUUGUUUUUUGCAUGCAUGCUUUUGCAGCAAACACCUGUAUUUGCCAUCUGUUUCCCAUAUUGGUGUAUGUUUCCUUAUGAAUGUAUCAUACUUUGACAAAUUUCAUAAACAUAUGCACCCAAAAUUUUAUUAAUCUGCUGUGGGGAAAUUAGCAUUUGAUAAUAUGCAUUUAGACCCAUAUUUACCAUUUGUAUAAGAGUCUAAUGAAUUUAUUACUGGAAAUGUAAACGUUUCCUUAUGCAAAAAUUAUGCCAUUAUUAAACAAGCUAUUCAACUACUCA